Molecule: messenger RNA, 4465 nt
Organism: Cryptotermes secundus
Lineage: Eukaryota; Metazoa; Arthropoda; Insecta; Blattodea; Kalotermitidae
Gene: tam
Product: DNA polymerase subunit gamma-1, mitochondrial
Exons: 5
Coding region: 433-4332 (1299 amino acids)
Biological process (GO): mitochondrial DNA replication
Cellular component (GO): gamma DNA polymerase complex; mitochondrion
Molecular function (GO): DNA binding; 3'-5' exonuclease activity; DNA-directed DNA polymerase activity
Source: RefSeq, a predicted model, not a curated record
UAAUUUGGCAGACUUUUAACAUCCAGUUUGCAGUAAUCCGUGGUAGAGAAUUAUGGAAGUAAUUCUUGUCCGUUCUUUUCGUUGUGUAUGGCGUUUAUGGUGCGUAGAUCGUUUCUUCUGUGACUGGCACUGUGUGGAUCUGUGGAUUUAGUAAUCUGUGAUAGGGAUGGGAGGAGUAGUACAAACAAAGUGACUCAAAGUGAGGAAGUGGAAGUUGUUGGUAGUGUGUUGUCAAUGUUUGUGGUUAAGAUUAAGUUAUUAAGCUAAAGAAGGGUUGAUUCAAGUCAAGCUGUUGUAUUUCUAAAUCCACUGGUCCACUGCCAAAUGUACAUUACAUCAUGAUAUUGCUUCGUCAAGAAAUUGAAGUUGGUCAGGAACAAAUAUUCUGAAUCAGAUAUUUGUGGUGCAUGAAGAAUUAUCAGCUUCCACCCCAUGUUAGGGAAUCGCAGCUGUUUUUUGAGAGGCCAGUUUGUUUCUGAACAUUCUCACAUUGCUUCAUCAUUGCGAUAUGUGUGGAAUGUGGGUGAUCCGCCGAAAGUCAGUGGUGGACAGAUGAAAGAGAAAGUUAGAAGUCUGUCAGAGACUUUUCCAGUAGCAGAUCAAAAUAUAACCUUACCAGAAAACGUAGCUACUCAUCAUAAAUUAAAUGUUCAAAGAAGUAGCAAACUUGCUGCAGUCAGAAGUCUCGAGUUGGCUUUGUCUGAAUGCAUACCCCAUAGUGUCAGCACCUUAUCUGAAACUCCAAAAAGAGUUGAACCAAAGAUGACUGCCAACCAUGGAUCUAGUAGACAGAAAUUCAGUGGAUCCAUUGAGAGUCCCCCUGUUAAGAAGAGAAAGGAACUAAAACAUGGCACAAAAAAAAUUCAUAAAGAUAAUGAGAGAAGUAAAUGUGACAUGAAAGAAAGAAUGGAGAAAUUAGAUAAAGCACCAAGGAUAAAUGAAGUGAAAAUACAGAUGUUAUCAAAAGGCUUGUUUCAGCAGCUAUUUGGAAAUGAGAAUUGUAUAAGGCCAACUGAAAAACAAGUUUUAAGGGCGCAAGAAGAACUGGAAAAACAUGAACUUCUUUCAUCAGAGAAGGCCUGUGUGGAAGAUGUUAACUUCAAACUUCCUCCCUUAGAGGGUGGUAAUCUGCAGAACCACUUCUAUAUAAUAGGUGAACAACAAAGUCGCCCAUAUAGAAUUCUUCUUGAAGACCUGGUUGGUCACCUACCAGAAGCACCGAAAGAAUGGCUUCUUCAGCCAGGUUGGACGAAGUACAGUAAAGAUAUAUCUCCUCAAUUAGUCCCCUUUCCAGAGGAAGAUGCACUUGUGUUUGAUGUGGAAGUUUGCCGUUCUGCAGGAGAGGCAGCAACUAUAGCCACAGCUGUUAGUCCUCAUGCGUGGUAUGCUUGGGUGAGCGAUGCAGUCAUUAGUGGCAGCAGUGGGACUGUUGGACGACAUUAUUCAACCAAAGACUUGAUUCCAUUAGAGAGUGGCCCUCUGCAGCGGGGUGUAGGUCAUGGGAUUAGUAAACAAAGAGUGGUAGUUGGACACAAUGUUUCAUAUGAUCGAGCCCGAAUAAAAGAACAGUAUUGGCUUGAAAGUACUGGUAUGCGAUUUGUUGAUACCAUGUCACUUCAUGUGUGUGUUAGUGGAGUGACAAGUUACCAGAGAGCACUUCUGAAAUCAUCUGUAGCAAAUGCUGAUGAGUUAGAUGUGGAAGCUAACAAGGAAGAUGAAGAAUGGCGAAAUUAUAGUUCUCUUAACAGUUUGAGUGAGGUUCACAAAUUGUACUGUGGAACAGCUCUGGAUAAGAUGACAAGGGAUGUAUUCAUUAAUGGCACACUAGAAGAUGUUGUCAGGCAGUUUCAGACCGUGAUGCAGUACUGUGCUGCAGAUGUUAUUGCCACUCAUAACAUUAUACGAGAAUUGUUACCUCUUUUCCUCUCCCGUUUCCCUCAUCCUGUUUCAUUAGCUGGAAUGUUGGAGCUUAGUACUGCCUAUCUGCCAAUCAAUUCUAAUUGGAAUCGUUACUUGACAGAUGCCCAACAGACCUUUGAUGAUUUGGACAGUGAAGCAAGAUUUUUAUUGGCCCGGCGAGCAGAUGAGGCUUGUCAAAUGCUGCAUGAGAAUAGGUAUCGUGAAGAUCUCUGGAUGUGGGAUCAAGAUUGGAGUACUCAAGAGUUAAAGCUUAAGAAGUCUGUUAUCAAGGGAAACAAAGAAAUUGAUUCUAAUAAGCAGAGCUCCCAGAAUUCACAUGACAGGGUUCAGGAAUUAAAUGGCAAUGAGAAUUCAAGGAGGAAUACAAGCAGAAACAGUCGUAACCUACAAGAUAUGCACACAUCUAAUGAAAUUGGAGGAAAUAGUCCAAACCAUUAUAUUGACAAAGACAGUCUUAAUGAAAUCGAAAAGUUAAGUGAUAAGUUUGAUUAUCUCACAGAAACCAAAAAACUGCUUCCUGCUAAAAUGCCACAUCUUCCUGGCUACCCAACGUGGUAUAAGAAACUGUGCCCUAAGUCAAGUGCACCUGACUGGGCUCCUGGACCUCAGCUUAUUAGUACAUCCAUGCAGAUCACACCAAAGCUGCUAUGUCUCACAUGGGAAUCUUAUCCAUUGCAUUAUGUGCGAGGGCACGGCUGGGGAUUCCUAGUUCCAUAUCGUACUAGCAUUGAUAAUGUGAGUGACACAUCCCCACAAUUUCCUCUCAAAAAGCUCCUAGAAAAAUUCCCCAUUCCUGGUGAAAGCCGUUUAAUUGCAGGAGCUAAUGAGAGUGAGGCUGCUCUUUUAAACCUCCGUCAGGCUGUAGAGGCUAAUGUGUCAGCAAGAGCUUUCAAUAAGAUCAGGAGGAGAGAUGAGAUUCCAAAUUGGUACAGAGGCACUGGUGUCUGGUGCAGUGUAGAUGUAGGGGAUUGUUGUUGGUUCUUGAAACUUCCCCAUAAAGAUGGGAGCAGUCACAGAGUUGGUAAUCCCUUGGCUAAGGAUUUUCUUAACAAGUUUUCUGAGAAUGUAUUGGCUGGUGCUGAUGCAGGAGCAGAGAAAGUUCUGGCAAUUGGGCGAAUGUUAUCAUACUGGAGAAACAAUCGAGAUCGUAUUGAACAACAACUUGUAGUGUGGUUGGGAAUGCGAGACCUACCACGAUCACUGCAUGAAUUGGAUACUGAAUUUGGUGCUAUAAUACCACAAGUGGUGGUCUGUGGGACACUAACACGUCGAGCUGUGGAACCAACGUGGAUGACAGCUUCAAAUGCUCACAAGGAAAGGAUUGGUUCAGAAUUGCGUGCCAUGGUGCAAGCUCCACCAGGUUAUAGCAUUGUUGGUGCCGAUGUGGAUUCUCAAGAAUUGUGGAUAGCAUCUGUAAUUGGAGAUGCCCACUUUGCAAAAAUGCAUGGGGCUACACCAUUUGGUUGGAUGACACUCAGUGGCAGGAAAGCAGAUGGAACUGACAUGCAUAGUGUUACAGCAAAAGCUGUGGGCAUUUCAAGAGACCAUGCGAAGGUGAUCAAUUAUGCUCGAAUCUAUGGUGCUGGUCAGCAGUUUGCUGAAAGACUUUUGAAGCAGUUCAACCCAGCGAUGUCAGAUAAUGAAGCCAAAGGAAAGGCUAGCAAAAUGUUCACACUGACCAAAGGGAAGCGAAAGUUCCGACUUAAGGAAUCAUAUUGUGAUAUUUUCGAAGAUCGCGUGUAUACAAUGACAGAAGCAUUGAAACUUAGUGCCAAACAUGGUGUCAUUUUGGAAGAAAUGUUUGAGAACCCUCAGUGGACUGGUGGCACAGAGUCAGCUAUGUUCAACUGCCUGGAAGAGAUUGCAAACAGCAAAGAACCUGUAACACCAUUCCUUGGUGGACGUUUAAGCCGUGCUCUAGAGCCAAAGGAUGGCGUGGAUGAUCGUUACCUGCCAACACGUGUAAACUGGGUUGUUCAAAGUGGUGCUGUGGAUUUCUUACAUCUCAUGUUGGUUAGCAUGCGUUGGCUGCUUGAUACUCGAACCCGAUUUUGCAUCAGUUUUCAUGAUGAAGUUCGAUACCUCGUGCCAGAUGAACAGAAAUAUCAAGCUGCUCUUGCCUUACAUGUGACCAACCUAUUAGUUCGUGCAUUCUUUGCGCGACAGUUGGGUCUGUAUGAUUUGCCACAGUCUGUAGCAUUCUUUGCCUCAGUGGAAGUGGACACAGUUCUUAGAAAGGAGGCACAUCAGGACUGUUGCACACCAUCAAACCCACAUGGCCUUAGCAGAGGCUAUGGCAUACCUCAGGGAGAAUCUCUGGAUAUCUACCAGGCACUGCAUAAAGCUGGUGGAGGCCUGAAAGUUGCUAACGAGAGAUUAAAGAAGAGACCUGCUGAUAUCACUGAAGUUUAAAAAGGACAGCUGAGUAAUACCAAAGAAUAUAUCCCUUCAUCAGUAAAAGAUGUCACGAGCAACUAAAAGGAAGCAUGUAAUCAAGGAGGUGCUUCUGGAUGAUUUGGAAUUACCAGCAGAUAAUCAAGAGGUA